Molecule: messenger RNA, 6497 nt
Organism: Acanthochromis polyacanthus (spiny chromis)
Lineage: Eukaryota; Metazoa; Chordata; Actinopteri; Pomacentridae
Gene: zcchc24
Product: zinc finger, CCHC domain containing 24
Exons: 4
Coding region: 291-1010 (239 amino acids)
Molecular function (GO): zinc ion binding; nucleic acid binding
Source: RefSeq, a predicted model, not a curated record
CAAAGAGCGUCUGUCUGCCCCGCUGCAAUAAAGGCAGAUAGCGGACCAUGGGGAGCAGGGGAAAACUUUUUUAUACUGACAUGUUAGCGCAAUGACUUUUUGAGUAACAUCUAACUGGGACGAGGCUCCCGGCGUGAGGAGGACAGGGCCCCUUUACGGGAAGAAUUCAAAAAAGGAAAAAAAAAAAAGGAGCACUUGCCAUCUGCCGGGGGAAAGCAAGACGGUUAAAGAGUUGAGAGCAGUCCAACAAACAGCGGUGGAAAAUCCAGUUUAGCCAUCUGAGUUGAAAGAUGAGCUUGUUGUCUGCCAUAGACACGAGUGCCUCCGUGUACCAGCCUGCGCAACUUCUCAACUGGGUCUACCUUUCAUUACAAGACCCUCACCAGACCAGCGCCUUUGACGCGUUCAGACCCGAGCCCAACUCUUCCCACCCGGAUCUCAGCUUCAGCAAGCCUCCCGCAGCGGCGGACCUGAGCUCUUCCCUGAACUCCAACUAUCUCAACAACUUCUUUCAGCUGCAGCGAAAUGAGGCCUUAAACAACAACGUGUAUAAGAAUGUGUCACCCUAUGGCUCCCUUAACAACAUUGUGGACGGACUCAACUCCCUGACGGACCAUUUCUCAGACCUAUCCCUUUCUUCGGAGCCGAGGAAACCUAACAAAAGACCCCCACCCAACUAUUUGUGCCACCUGUGCUUCAACAAGGGCCACUACAUCAAAGACUGCCCUCAGGCCAGACCCAAAGGUGAAGGACUGACACCCUACCAGGGGAAGAAAAGAUGCUUUGGAGAGUACAAAUGUCCUAAAUGUAAAAGGAAGUGGAUGAGCGGAAACUCCUGGGCCAACAUGGGACAAGAAUGUAUCAAAUGCCACAUCAAUGUCUAUCCACAUAAACAGAGGCCUUUAGAGAAGCCGGAUGGCCUGGAUGUGUCCGACCAGAGUAAGGAGCACCCACAACACCUGUGUGAGAAGUGUAAAGUCCUGGGCUACUACUGCCGCCGUGUGCAAUAAUCAUCUUUAUCCAGAGGCUGAGAGCAACGUUUGGAUCCCAAGUAUCGCUCAACCACCAUCGAGGCUUUUUAACAUCCUCCCAACCCAGCACAUGUCCAAGUUUUUCCUCAUCCGUGCCCUGCACAUAACAUGGAGUCCUUUCCUCCUCACGUCUUCUCACAAGCCUCCAAUAUAGACAGUAGCUCUAAUACUCCUCUCUUUCCCUGAAGCCUUCCGUCCUUCCUUAUAACAGCAAUGAAACCAUCAUUGAACACAGACUUUAGACACUGCAUUUCUUUUUCUAUAACAUAUUGAAGAUUACACCCAGGAAUGAGAGGAACCUGAAAGCCUAGGAUCGAUCUUAUCUCUGAAAAGUAGUCUUCAUAAAAAAAAAAAGCAAAAAAUUGCCAAAAUCUUUUUUUAAUGCCUUGUGUUUCAGAAACCACAUAACCCAGCUGAUCCAACUCAGUGUUUAACAACAGUAAAUUGUUGUAUCGAUGAUUUAGCACCAGGCUUGUAUUUCAUUGGUGUCACUGACUAUAUCGGUCUCAAUAGAUUACCUCACCUUGGGGUUUGUUGGCUUUGUGUUUACAGAGAUCUGCUUUUCCAUUUCCCUGCCAAGUGAAGUGUGUGGCGAUGUGAUGAACGUUUAACCAGGGCCUCUCACGAUGAUAUACGAGGCCUUUGAUGUCCUGCCUUAUUAGGGUCAACAGCACAUCUUAUUAACUGUGAAUUAACUGAGGGAUAAUGUGCCAUACAUCCCGAGCUUACAUUUGGCCUAUUUAUUUUCUUGUUGUCAAGUGUGCAAUUUGAAUUUUAACUGGGACAUAAAGAAAUAUUUUUUUUUGUAUGUUUGUAUAUCACAAUAUUGUGUUACUGCUUCCACGUGUCUUUAGAAACUACUGUAGGUUCAGUUGUGUAGUCGCUUCUCGGCUACAUUUAGUGCAUUGCUAACAGAUGAUUCACCCUCCCUAGAGUGUUUUUGCUACCACACAAAUUCUCAUUUAGCUGUAGUGUUAGGUAGAUAUGAAUGCUAGAUUAGUUAACGCGUCACUGUAAUUUAAAAGUAAAAGAAGGGUCAACGGAGAAGAAGCUGUAGGAGCGGCUUCAGUAACAGUAACAUGUUGCCACACAUGUUUUCAUCAGUGUUGGAUGUUCCGUUUUUCAGAGUGGUUGAAAAACUGCUUGCCACAGUCUGAUUAGCCUCAUUAAAUGUUACUCGACAGUUAAACUGUUCACCUAAAGCCUGAUAAGAUUUUAAACACGGGUUUGUAAAAUACAAAUGAGAUGUUUGAACGAGAUUCAGAACGACGUUACAGUUUUAGUGCCAGUUGAUGCCUGGCAGCCUUAGCGGAGUCAGUGAAGCAAAAUGGAACCUUUCCAAGGGUUUGCACCCUUCAAAAACUAUGUCCAACAGCUAAUUGCAGUGAAAAGUGUGUCUAGAGGGAGGUGAAGCUUUGGAGAACUGCAAUGACUUUCAGGUUGGUUCAGAGAAAGAAUGCGGUAUGAAAUAGAAGGGAUGAUUUGUGAUGUGGUGAUGCUGAAGAUUUGGGGAUUUACUGAAAGUGAUUGUGAUUUAAGUUUACACUCGGAUUUGUUUUGUUUUUUUUUAACGGGGCCUACAAUCAUAAACCAUGUCUUUAAAGAAAGAGAAGCACCCAUUGUGUUUACAUACGUCAGUGUGCAAAUCUAAAGCACUGCAGAGGAAAUUAAUCAAGUUUUGACUUCUAAAAAUCUGCUUUCCAAGGAUCCUUGUUAGAGGAAUUGUGAACUAUUUUAUAUGUACUGUAUUUCUAGCCUUACAAAAGCUGGUCCAUUAUAUUUUAUAUUGUACCAUACUGUAUGUGCCUUUAAAAAAUUUAUACUAUCAAGACUAAGAUGCUAUUUGACAUUUUGAAAAGAUGUGGCUUUAGGCUCAGAGGUGGAGCAGUAUACAGAAGACGACAGAACUGAGAACACGCCUGUGCAAAAUCGCUUAAAUUUUACAUGAUUUCAAACAAUAUCCCCUCUCAAUAAUUGCAUGAUCUCUAAGUUGUGAUUUCCAGUUAUCCUUGCAAGAAAACAUUUUUAAAACUACCUGUUAACACCAGAACAAGAACUAAGGCUUGUGUUCGCAUCAUGGCUCCCAAUGGAAAAGAGCAGCCAGAAGAAUUUUAAAAACUGACUUGAUUUCAAAAAGAUGAUCCAUGAAGAUUGGUGAAUACUAAAAAUAAGUGGAAACACAGUCAUAGCACUAAUUAGGGGGCAGAGAAGGAGUCAGUACCACUAGUCAACAGGGUUACUAAUGGAAAUUGAAAAUUCUUUGACUGUUUAGACAACAUGAAGAACACAGUGAGCAUUUAUAGAAGAAAUACCUCGCUUGAUCUGCAGUACUAAACUGCAAGAUUAUUCUUUGCUAAAAUGCAUGAAAAGAAGUCAAAUGAGAACCAAGAUAUAUUUGUUGGGCAGCACGUUUGGCAUGAACCAUGACUACCACAGUGAAUGCAUAGUCCUGGCAGUGAAGCACAAAGCGGGGAGUGUGUUUAUUUGGAGGUAUUUUAGUGCAAAAGGCGUUGGGAAGAUGAGAUUUAUAAAAGGCAUCAUUCAACAGUUUUUUGAAUACGCCAAAACACUGGCUGACAAGAUGACUCCCAGUCUGCAGAAACUUGGCAGAAAGGGAUAUUUUAGUAUGAUAAGGAUUCAAAACAUUCGGCCAAAAGUUAUGCAAGAGUAUCUUAAAAAAAAGAAAAAGAUUUUUGUUUUUUAAUGACCAGGCCAAAUAUGUCACCAGGCUUGAAUAGAAUGGAACACCUUUGGGGUGUCUUUAAAGAGAAAGGUAGAGCAACACAACCCCUCCAGCAAAGAGCAGCUGAAAAAGAUUGUGUCUGAAGUCUAACUCAGAAGCAGUGCAAUGACAGAGGGGUAGCUCUGAGUCUUUUCGGUGAUAUUGCACAUGGGUGUUCUCACUCCUGCUGUAUACUGUAUGAGCAUGUGGUGACUGUGAUGCAUAGCAAGUCUGAUGUAGGUUCAAGUUGUGACAAAGGACAAGAAAACGAUAAAGCUCCUCUAUUUGCGGUUGAACUGGCAUGGUGGGUGUUCGCCUUAAUGCAGUUUGCUGAGUUGGAGGCAUGGGCUGAACCAGCAUUUCCAGCUGGCAGUAACAAUCUCACUGUGGUCUGUUGUCAUGGAAUAUCAACAGAGAUGUUAUUUCUUAGUCGAUCCGCACAACACAAUGAAGUUGCAUAUGAAACUGUGGACCUCACUCUUUGUUUUGUUAUCUGUUGUAGUUAUGUUUAUCCAAGAAACUUUGGGUUUUGUCAAAAAAUAUACACGGUAACUCGCUUCGGUGGGAGUGGAUGAUAAUGGUACAUUACAGUGUGGGGAAAUUUAAUUAAAUUCCAUCUGUAAAGUUUAAAGGGCACUCCGGUGAUUUAGUAUUGCAGUUCCACAAAGUUGGGAGGCUUGCAAGAGACACUAAAGAAUAGUUCAUGCAGCUGAAGCUGACAUAUUCUCACUUAUAGUAUUUAGUGUGGCUCACGCUCCAAAAAAUGCAUUUCUAAUAAUGUAGCCUCAGAAGCAUCGUUCAGUAGAGUCCCCUGCCUGGAAAAAGGAUGAUAUUUUAAAAACUCUAGACCCUCAGUUUGUAAUACCUAUUAUUUGAUUGAAAAUGUGUCUCUAAGCCUGAGUUGAGAUACCUCCAGAAGAACUUAUGCAACUGUUUUUACAGUCCAAGUUGUAUUCUCUGUGGUGGUAAACUGAACAUCGUGAGUAAAAUUGAUGGAGUGCCCCUUUAAAGCACAGAUUGUGCAUCUAUAUUAGGCCUAAUCUGAAUUAAAGCUUCUCCUUAUUGGCCACCACUGUUGGGAACAAUCCUUUUUUUUUUUUCUUACUGUUAUCGUCUUUCUUAUGGUCCGUGUGAUGACACUAACUUUCGGAACCUUAUCGUCCACAUUGUACCACGUGGACGUAGUGAAAGGAAUAGAUACCAAUGAUGCCUUAUGAACUAACCUCAUAAUCAAAUAACAGUGUUAUUGUGAUUCACAGAGUUCUGGCAGAACGUAAAUGAGAAGUAGGUCUCGAGAAAUCCUGUCAGAGUUUGAUUCCGCCCAGAAACAUGUUAUGAGGAGGCCAUUUUAAAUGGCGAAUCAAGAGCCAAUGGAAGCAGCUGAUACAUUAAAAAAAAGAAGAAAUCUCUGCUUUCAGACGUAGUGUCUUGAAUUACAUAUACUUGACUUUUCUAAUACCUUUUCAGUUCAAAAUUGUUAUUUUCUAUGAAUGAGAUGUGUAUUUUGGAACACUUAAUAGAUGUUGAAAAUUUUAAAGCAAUCUGCAAAAACUCAAGAGUUAUUUCCCUGACAAAGAUAGAUUAUUUUAUGUAUAUAUUUGAUGGCCAUCAUUUUCAAUGAUAGUAGCUCUUUUAAAGUGUUAAGCAAUAUCAAAGCUUUUUGUGUGAAGAAGGGCCUAUUGCUGAGAAAUAAUCAAAGCUGGGAGUUUUUUUUUUCCUUUGUUUUACAAUAAUCUGAAGGGUUAUCCUGCAGACAUAUUUAUGGAAAGACUUUUUACAACACUUUUUGUAUAGAAUAUGCAACAAAGUUACACUAAGAAGGAAAUAUUGAUGUCUACAUAGAAUAUUAUUAAAAAAAGUUGGUACAUAAUUAAUAACCUUUCAAUUAUAAGCCAUUGUACUUCUGUGUUUUGUUUUACGAUGUUAUCAGUUUUGAAUAACCCACGUUAUUCAGUUGCUAUGUGACUAAUUAUGAGCUGACAUUUACAUCCGCGCAGCCGCAUGUAUUCGUUUUGUAAACAUUAUGAAGAUAUAUUGUGUUAACAUGCAGAAAUCUUUUUUUUUUCCUUAAUUAGUGAUGGAUACUCACCACUGUAUAAGCACAUUAAACUGUGAGAUGUAGUUUGCUUAAAGCAGCGAUGACAAGAAACUAUUAUAAAAUGUUACGGUGUUAUUAGUAGUAUUAGUAGGGAGUGUAUACUUUUGUCAAGAAAGCGUGUGACAAAGAACUAUUUUAGAGUUUGCAUGUGCAUGUGUUUGGUUUUGAAUGAACUAUUCUUUUGUGCAAUCUAUACUUAUUUAAAUACUUUACAGUAGUUUGCUACAGUACAUAUUGUUUUUAACAUUAUAAGCAACUUCUGAUUGUUAUUAGUCCUGAAGUAUUUCAUUUACCGCAAAUGUAGCCUCUGCAGAUAAUACGUAUUUACUGAAUGUAAUGUGUUAACACUUAUGUGGUCAAGUUGGAAAGUUAUGCUUGUAUUCUUUGCUGUCUGUAUCACUUGAGAUGUUUGUCAUGCAGUAUUGCAAUAAUGUAAUAUUUGAAUUGGACAGAACGCAGGCAUGAGGUUGGGAAGACAAUGAUUCUGGGAAACCAGGACAGUGGUGGUUUUCGAGAGUCGACCACAGGUCUGUUUUUCAUGUCCAUGAAACGGCAUUCCAAAAUGUGCCUUAUUUGUUAGUUGGGAAAACAUUUUAGUGCUUUAGUGCUGUUGAGAGUUUGAUGAAUAAAAGUCAUAUUGAAUUAA